This is a messenger RNA of Meira miltonrushii, 1412 nucleotides long. RefSeq names its product phosphoglycerate kinase. The record is from RefSeq and is a predicted model, not a curated record. Gene Ontology annotation, biological process: gluconeogenesis; glycolytic process. Gene Ontology annotation, cellular component: cytosol. Gene Ontology annotation, molecular function: ATP binding; phosphoglycerate kinase activity; ADP binding. The transcript is spliced from 2 exons. Bases 149 to 1402 code for a protein of 417 amino acids. Lineage: Eukaryota; Fungi; Basidiomycota; Exobasidiomycetes; Exobasidiales; Brachybasidiaceae.
CAUUCUUAAGUUUGUUGAAAGAUGUUGGGCUUCGGAAGGUUCGGAUUUUGUUGGAUUGAUUGAUUGGAAAGUGCAGUGCAUAACAAACAGCACUUCCUUCUUCUUCUCCUUCUCGUCAUCAUACAACAUAUAACCUUUUAUCACAAUCAUGUCUUUAUCAAACAAACUCGCCAUCACUGAUGUGGACGUAAAGGACAAGAAAGUCUUGAUCCGUGUUGACUUCAACGUUCCUAUGGACGGUGAAAAGAUCACUAACCCACAACGUAUUCAAGCUGCUUUGCCAACAAUCAAAUAUGCGAUUGAUAAUGGAGCCAAAGCAAUCAUCUUGAUGUCUCAUUUAGGUCGCCCAGACGGUCAAAAGGUAUCCAAAUACUCUUUGAAACCAGUUGCAAGUAAAUUAUCCGAACUAUUAGGUGGAAAAAAAGUUGAUUUCUUAAACGAUUGUGUUGGUUCAGAAGUUGUUGAAUCCGUUCAAAAAGCAUCAAACGGUCAAAUUAUUUUACUUGAAAAUUUACGUUUCCACGUUGAAGAAGAAGGAAAAGGUAAAGACGCUUCAGGUGAAAAAGUUAAAGCUGAAAAAGCAAACGUAGACAAAUUCCGUGCUGAAUUGACCAAAUUGGCAGAUGUUUAUGUUAAUGAUGCUUUCGGAACUGCUCAUCGUGCCCAUAGCUCAAUGGUUGGUGUCGAUUUGCCUCAACGUGCAAGUGGUUUCUUGAUGAAGAAAGAAUUGGAAUACUUUGCCAAAGUACUUGAAAACCCAGAAAGACCAUUUUUGGCCAUUUUGGGAGGUGCAAAAGUUACAGACAAAAUUCAAUUGAUCGAAAAUAUGCUCGACAAGGUAAACAAAUUGAUCAUUGCAGGUGGAAUGGCAUUUACAUUCAAGAAGACAAUCGAUAACGUCAAAAUCGGUAACUCUUUGUUCGAUGAAGAAGGUAGCAAAAAAGCUGCUGCUCUUCUAGAAAAGGCAAAGAAGAACAACGUGGAAAUUGUCUUCCCUGUCGAUUACGUCACUGCUGAUAAAUUUGACAAAGAUGCCAAGGUUGGUCAAGCUGAUGAUCAAUCCGGUAUUCCAGAUGGCUGGAUGGGUUUGGAUGCCGGACCAAAAAGUCAAAAGUUGUUUGCAGACGCAAUCAAGAGUUCAAAAACAAUUCUUUGGAACGGUCCUGCAGGAGUUUUUGAAUUUGAAAAUUUUGCAAACGGAUCAAAAGCAAUGUUAGAAGCAUGCGUUGAAGCAGAAAAGAAUGGUUCAACAGUUAUCGUUGGAGGUGGUGAUACGGCAACAGUUGUUGCUAAAUAUGGCAAAGAAGAUGCUUUGAGUCAUGUUAGCACAGGUGGUGGUGCAAGUUUGGAAUUGCUCGAAGGUAAAGAAUUGCCAGGUGUUAGCGCAUUGAGCGACAAAUAAAAAGAAAAGG